This is a messenger RNA of Protopolystoma xenopodis, 540 nucleotides long. NCBI's taxonomy places the organism in Eukaryota, Metazoa, Platyhelminthes, Monogenea, Polystomatidea, Polystomatidae. The record is from the annotation of a GenBank genome assembly.
AUUUUGGCAACUCAAAUGGCCUCCAAAGCUGCCACGCAACGCUCUUCUGCUGUGUCUCAAAGCCACGUAUUCUCCAAACAAUCUGAUACAUGCCAUUUUAUCUUAAAAAAUAAAUUGCCUGACUGUCAUGUUUUUGGCUGUGCUCCUAGCAGGAAAUUAUCAGUGAACCAUUUAUGUGCCGAAACUCCUGACAAAGUGGAUAUGUAUUUCUAUGAUAGUGAACCGACUAUUUCCAAUGGAACACAUUUUGUUCCUAAGCCGGAGAUGGAGCAAGUUCAGAGUGCAAAAACUCGAGACGAUCGCCGAGAUAGGUCUCGCAAUGCGAAGGCCAUCUCUGAUUUCCCCAAGGACAAAUCACUUGCGGCAAGUGCGAUAUUCAGAAAAUCCGAAAUUUUGACACCAGAGCAUGCUUUUGUGCAAUAUCAGACGCGCUCAGAUGAUCAGACCUGCCAGGUAUGUGGUCAGCCAGCUGUAGGAUUUCAUCAUCGCGCUUACGUUUGUGAAGCAUGCAAAGGCAGUAUUCUAUACAUGAAAAAUUGA